This is a messenger RNA of Neltuma alba, 4429 nucleotides long. Its product is annotated as protein phosphatase 2C and cyclic nucleotide-binding/kinase domain-containing protein. Gene Ontology annotation, molecular function: ATP binding; cation binding; cAMP-dependent protein kinase activity. The coding region runs from base 758 to 3994 and encodes 1078 amino acids. Gene Ontology annotation, biological process: protein phosphorylation. The record is from RefSeq and is a predicted model, not a curated record. Lineage: Eukaryota; Viridiplantae; Streptophyta; Magnoliopsida; Fabales; Fabaceae. Gene Ontology annotation, cellular component: cAMP-dependent protein kinase complex. The transcript is spliced from 15 exons.
UCUCUCCUCAUUUUCAAAACUACAGCCUAAUCCACACAAAACCCACCACUGUGUGCCCCGCCUUCCAAAAGCUCUCUGGUGUAGCCCCCAAGUCCAGUGCUUUCAUUACCAGCUGCACUUCCACUCAUCUUUGUAGCUCCACUCCCUGUUUUUCUCUCUUUCCUUUUCUUCCAUUUUCCUCUUUCCACCCGUUACCGUGUUUAUCAAGAUUGGCCACUCAUUGCUUGACACUCGCACUCACCUUUUUGUAGAAUCAAUAAUAUAGUACUUUUGCACUUGAACUAUAUUGAAUAUUAUCAUGUUUAUGUGUGACGAUGCGUCACGCAUUGGAUCAGCAACGUAACUCAAACUGUGUUCGUACGGCAAUCUGGAUCCUGAAAUUGAUUGGAAUUUCGCUACGCUGUUUCUUCUGAUUCUGAUUCUUGUAUGUGCUUGUAAUUGUAUUGACUGUGUCGAGCUUGGAAGAGGAUGAAGCCGAAGUCUGACCAGUUUAACGCAUUUUGUUGGAUAAUUUACCUGCUAAUUUCUGGGUAACUGCCCAUUUGCUGCGCGGAAUUUGGGGUUCCAUCAUCAUAAACCAGUAUCCCGCAAUAAUUGGGACUAGAUUAGUUUCUACGGAGGCAGAGUUCAGAGGCCAGACUGCCACAGGGCAGUGUUGCAGCUCACUGUUUUAGGAAGCUGUUGAACUGUCUUCGGCCUCAUGAAUUUGUGGGCAAUUUUAGCAUCAGGCUUUUCUUCAAGUACUUUCUUUUAAGUGAUGGGUUGUGUAUAUUCAAGGGUUUGCAUAGGUGAGGUUUGUAGUCCAAGAAAUUCCAGGAUAAAUGAAGGUCGAAAUGCGAAAACCGGUGAGGCUGCCUGGUUGUCUCCUGCAUCCUCGGAUGUUCAGGAAGGUGAAGUUAGAGACCAAUUGAAUCAAUUGAGCUUAACCAGAGACUCUGAAGCGGGCAUCAGAAGGCUAGCUAGGGUUUCAGCGCAGUUCCUACCUCCCGAUGGCUCGCGAGCAGUGAAGGUCCCUUCGGGGAACUUUGAAUUGCGUUAUUCGUACUUGUCGCAGAGAGGUUAUUACCCUGAUGCGCUCGAUAAGGCCAACCAAGACAGUUUUUGCAUUCACACCCCGUUUGGUACAGACCCUGAUGAUCAUUUUUUUGGGGUUUUCGAUGGGCAUGGAGAGUUUGGGACUCAGUGUUCACAGUUCGUGAAGCGAAAGUUAUGUGAAAAUUUGCUUAGAAAUAGUAAAUUUCGGGCAGAUGCUGUGGAAGCCUGUCAUGCUGCGUUUUUGGCCACAAACUCGCAGUUGCAUGCUGAUGUUUUGGAUGAUAGCAUGAGUGGUACCACAGCAAUUACGGUUUUGGUUCGGGGUAGGACUAUAUACGUAGCCAAUUCAGGUGAUUCUAGGGCGGUGAUCGCAGAGAAGAGAGGAAAAGAUAUCGUGGCAGUAGACUUAUCCAUGGACCAAACACCUUUUAGGUCAGAUGAACUCGAGAGGGUCAAGCUUUGUGGAGCUAGAGUUCUUACUCUGGAUCAGAUUGAAGGUCUUAAGAAUCCUAAUGUUCAAUGUUGGGGAACAGAAGAAGGAGAUGAUGGUGACCCGCCUAGAUUGUGGGUGCCGAACGGGAUGUACCCUGGCACAGCUUUCACUAGAAGCAUUGGUGAUUCAAUUGCCGAGACCAUUGGGGUCGUUGCUACCCCGGAAAUUGUUGUCUUCGAGCUUACUCCAAAGCAUCCUUUCUUUGUGCUUGCCAGCGACGGUGUCUUUGAGUUUCUAUCUAGCCAGGCUGUUGUUGAGAUGGUUGCUAAAUUCAAAGAUCCUCGUGAUGCUUGUGCUGCGAUUGUGGCUGAAUCUUAUCGACUAUGGCUACAGUAUGAAACUCGUACGGAUGAUAUCACCAUUAUUGUUAUUCAUAUUAAUGGACUAGCCGAUCCUGCUGUUGGUCAAUCUGCCAGUUAUGGUGAUAUUCCUAGAACUCCAGUUCCUCAGGUUGUUGAGGUGACAGCAUCAGAAUCACCUUCCACCCUGAGCUGGAACUCCAAGAACCCUCGGGCAAGGCAUGACUUAUCAAGGGCGCGUAUCCGAGCAAUUGAAAACUCCUUAGAAAAUGGACAAACUUGGGUUCCUCCCUCUUCAGCUCAUAGGAAAACAUGGGAGGAAGAAGCACACAUUGAGCGGGCAUUGCAUGAUCAUUUUCUCUUCAGAAAGCUUACUGACUCCCAGCGUCAUGUUUUAUUGGAUUGCAUGCAAAGAAUUGAAGUUCAACCUGGAGAUGUUAUAGUCAAACAGGGUGGUGAAGGUGACUGUUUCUAUGUUGUUGGUAGUGGAGAAUUUGAGGUCUUGGCAACUCAGGAGGAAGAAAGUGGGGAAGUGCCUAGGGUUUUGCAGCGCUACACAGCAGAAAAAUUGUCUUGUUUUGGAGAACUUGCUCUAAUGUAUAAUAAACCACUUCAGGCCUCUGUACGUGCUGUAACAGAAGGAACUCUGUGGUCCUUAAGGCGAGAAGACUUUCGAGGAAUUUUAAUGUCAAAAUUCUCUAACUUAUCAUCAUUGAAGUUGCUUCGGUCUGUAGACCUCCUUUCAAAGUUGACAAUCUUGCAACUCAGUCAGAUCUUGGAGUCCCUUUCUGAAGUUUCCUUCUCAAAUGGUCAAACAAUAAUUGAUGAGAAUGAAGCUGCUGCGUUGUACAUAAUUCAGAAGGGACAAGUGAGAAUAACUUUUGAUUCAGAUUUACUGAGAAACCCAAAUGCCUGCAGCCUGAAGCCUGACAAUCAGAAUGAGAAUGAUCUCCAGAGCACGAAGGAGCUAUCAAUAGAGAAGCCUGAGGGGAGUUAUUUUGGUGAAUGGACUCUUCUUGGUGAAAAUAUUGGAACCUUUAGGGCUAUUGCUGUCGGUGACGUGUUAUGUACCGUACUAACGAAGGAAAAAUUUGAAUCAGACAUUGGCCCCUUGAAAUUGUUUUCUCAGGAAGAUCAGAAGUCAAGGGACAGUUCCUCAGACUAUUUGAAGGAAUCAACUAAAAGUCUUAAUUUUUCUUCCCCUGAUAAAAUCCAUCUCUCAGAUUUGGGGUGGAAAAAGUGUGUAUAUUCUACUGACUGUUCUGAGGUUGGGCUUACUCUAUUAGGAGACUCAGCAGAAAAUGUGCUUACUUUGAAGAGGUUUUCUAAGCAAAAGGUGAAAAUGCUGGGAAAGGAAGCACAAGUUUUCAAAGAGAAAGCUUUGAUCAAAGGCAUGAACUCUUCGGCUUGUAUACCACAAGUUGUGUGCACCUGUGCUGAUCGAGCAUAUGCUGGGAUACUAUUAAAUACAUGCCUUGCCUGUCCAUUGUCUUCCAUACUUACAAGUCCUUUUGGUGAAUCAUCUGCACGAUUUUGUGCUGCUUGUGUUGUUACCGCCUUGGAAGAUUUACACAAGAAUGGUGUUCUUUACAGAGGGGUAUCACCUCGUCUUCUGACUUUGGACCAAACUGGAUAUAUACAGCUAGUGGACUUCAGGUUUGGGAAGAAGCUCUCAGAUGAAAGAACGUUCACAAUUUGUGGAAUGGCAGACUCCUUGGCUCCGGAGAUUGUUCUUGGAAAAGGCCAUGGCUUCCCUGCUGACUGGUGGGCUUUGGGAGUUCUUAUUUAUUUUAUGUUACGGGGUGAGAUGCCUUUCGGAUCGUGGAGAGAAAAUGAACUUGAUACGGUGGCCAAAAUCGCAAAACGGAAGCUAAACCUUCCAGAAACUUUCAGCCCAGAGGCUGUUGAUCUCAUCACUAAGUUACUUGAUGGUGACGAAAGCACCAGACUUGGUAGCCACGGUCCUGAUUCAGUCAAAAGCCAUCCUUGGUUUAGUGGCGUUGACUGGGAAGGGAUAAGAAGCCAUAGCUUUCCUGCUCCUCCAGAAAUUAUCUCCCGUAUUAGUCAAUACAUGGAAAUUCAUUCUGAGGAUUGCACUGGUUCCCAAGUUUCCCCCUCACAGGAGGUAGAUGAACUUAACAUUCCUGAAUGGCUUGAGGACUGGUAGCAGAAUGAUUCAGGGUUUCAUGUUCUUAUAACAUUUUGAUGUUUUGCCGUGCACCAUGGCUCAUUGAAACACUUGCAACCCAAGAAAUCGCUUAGAAGGCAGUUGCAUGGAAAAAUGCUUAGAAACCAACAUAUCCAAGUGCUUCUCCAUAAUUCCUUUUUUUUUUUUUGGCAGCAUGACUAUGUGGUUGCCGUGUGUCUGCAAUGGAUCCAAGUAUAUGCUAUUUGCUUUGCUGUUUUUUUUUUCUUGUUUGCAUUUAUUGAAAAUUGGAGAAUAGAUAGCGUAGGUAGGUUAUAUACCUCUCACACCAUCCUCAGUUCCUUUUUUCUUUCGAGGUAGUUCCCUCCUGUGUAAAUUUCAUAUAUAGAAUGUACAGGAGCGAGUUUAUUUCAUUUGGAACUGAAAAAUGCCUACUUUUCAUCAAUUUACAAAUUA